AUGAGUAUGUGUUAGUAUUGGAAUUAUGUGAAUGUAAAUAUUUGUUUAGAAAUAGAAUCUUUAAUGGAAUAUCUGUAAUAAAAAUCGCAUAUUAAUGAAGAAGAAGCUUUAGAUAUUUUUAGUCAAAUCUACAGGGGACUUUCUUAUUUAUAAAAUUAAAAAUAUUAUCAUCGAGAUAUUAAACCCUCAAAUAUAAUGUUUAAGGACAGAGAAAUCAAAAUAAUUGAUUUUGGUUUUUGUAAACAAAAUAUAGGUGUUGAUAAUCUUAAGCAACACACAAGAUGUGGAACGUUUGGAUAUGAAGCUCCUGAAGUAAAAUUUGGGGUCUAUGAUCCUGAGAAAUCAGAUAUUUAUUCUCUAGGCGUUGUGUAUUAUGAGAUCCUUUAUGGCUUAUAGAAUUUUCAUUCUAAGAGGGAAUUUACUUAUCCCCAAGAAAAAUAGGUGAGUGAAACAACCAAAACUUUUGUUGAUAUGAUGAUUUAAGAAGAGGCUGGAAAUCGAAUUUCUUGGCCAUAAAUUGGAUAAAUCUUAGAAGCAAUUAAAAAUACAUAUAAUAUUGAAUUUCAUUAAAAAUAUUAAUUAGAUGAGAAUUUGAAGGAGAAAUAUUUUAUUUUAAAAAAACUACUUUAAGAUUUAAAAAAAAUAAGAAAGCAAAUAAAAGAUUUUCCGUCCGAAAACUUAGAGCUUUUGUUAAUAAAAAAGUUGAUUUUUGAUUUUGAAUCUACGAAAUUAGAAUUUUAGAGAUAGAAAAUCGAAUUAGAAAAAUAAUUAAAAAUAUUGUAAAAUAGACAUGACGUUGAUAUUUUAGAAUUAUAAAUAUUGCAAAAUCAUUCAUUAAGAACAAAAUUAAAUAAAUUGAUAUCUGAUUUAGAAAGUGAAAGAUAUAUAUCAUUAAAUGAAAAUAAAGAAGUAAAACUUAAAUUAUGCAAUGACUACUUCAAAAAGCAUUAUUAUCAUCUAAAUGAAGAGCUUUUCAAUGAAUAAUCCGAAAAUUUCCAAUCAAAUUUAGAAAAGGGAAUGAAUGAAUUUUUGUCAAUACUCUAGAAGCCUGAGUUUAACACAUCUGAAAAUUCUUUGUAGAUGAAACUGUUGAGAAUAAAUAUCUUCAUAAUUAAAUAUUCAGAUAAUUCUUUUGUAAAAAGUCAUUAUAAUUUAGUAACAAAUUAAAGAUCAUUUAUACUAAAAUAAGUUAAUAACAAACAAAGAACUUAAUAUGGUUGA
Paramecium tetraurelia is the source of this 1221-nucleotide messenger RNA. RefSeq lists its product as uncharacterized. Gene Ontology annotation, cellular component: nucleus; centrosome; spindle pole. The record is from RefSeq and is a predicted model, not a curated record. Gene Ontology annotation, biological process: regulation of cytokinesis; protein phosphorylation; mitotic cell cycle. NCBI's taxonomy places the organism in Eukaryota, Ciliophora, Oligohymenophorea, Peniculida, Parameciidae. The transcript has 3 exons. Gene Ontology annotation, molecular function: ATP binding; protein kinase activity.